Molecule: messenger RNA, 4909 nt
Organism: Trichobilharzia szidati
Lineage: Eukaryota; Metazoa; Platyhelminthes; Trematoda; Strigeidida; Schistosomatidae
Source: the annotation of a GenBank genome assembly
AUGGCUGGUGUAGGUCCAAUUGUAAGGUGGAGAAAAGUCUCAGCUGCCACUGGGAAUGUCCCUAGAUCUAGACAUGGACACAAGGCAGUUGCUAUUAAGGAUUUAAUAGUAGUUUUCGGUGGCGGGAAUGAGGGAAUAGUGGAUGAGCUGCACGUGUUUAACACGACAACUUGUCAAUGGUUCCUACCUGCUGUUCAUGGUGACAUCCCACAAGGAUGUGCGGCCUUUGGUAUGCUAGUGGAAAAUACGCGUGUUCUAUUGUUUGGUGGCAUGUUGGAAUAUGGGAAAUAUUCUGGAGACUUAUAUGAACUUCAGGCUUCCCGUUGGGAGUGGAAACGAUUAAAGCCCAAACCUGCUAAACACGGCCCUUGCCCAUGUCCAAGAAUAGGUAUGUUUCGUGCAUUUUUGUUCGGAGGAAUUACAAAUGACAGUGAUGACCCAAAGAAUAACAUUCCAAGAUAUUUAAAUGAUUUGUACACUUUGGAGCUAAAACCCAAUGCAAGUGCUAUGAGCUGGGAUAUUCCGAAUACAUAUGGUCAACCACCCACACCUAGAGAGUCACAUAGCGCGGUAGCUUAUCAGGUUCUUGAUGGUAUGGUGAAAAAGUGGCGUCUUCUAGUAUAUGGUGGUAUGUCUGGUAAUCGGUUAGGGGAUCUUUGGCAGCUGGAAAUUGAUACAAUGACAUGGAUUAAACCUAUUAUCAGUGGAGAUCCUCCAGCUCCUCGCAGUCUCCAUAGUGCGACAGUAAUUGGAAAUCGUAUGUUUGUAUUCGGUGGUUGGGUUCCUUUGGUUAUGGAAGAUAUGAAAAUGGCAACUCAAGAAAAGGAAUGGAAGUGUACAAAUACUUUGGCUAGUCUUAACCUUGAUACAAUGGCUUGGGAACCUUUGACAAUGGAAGUUGCUGAUGAAUGCCUUUUACCUCGUGCACGCGCUGGACACUGUGCUGUAGCAGUCCAUAGCCGGUUGUACAUAUGGUCAGGUCGUGAUGGUUAUAGAAAGGCGUGGAAUAAUCAAGUGUGCUUUAAAGACCUAUGGUUUUUGGAAACUGAUCGUCCAGCUGCUCCGACACGUGUGCAAUUAAUCCGUGCUGGUACACAAAGUCUCGAAGUCACAUGGGGUUCAGUUCCCACAGCAGAUGCUUAUAUCUUACAAAUUCAGAAAUAUGAUUUUUCUCCUUCUACAACUUCAACUCAUUCUUUGACAUCUCCACCAGUAGACACAAGCGCAAUAAGCAAGGCUCCAAUAACUGUAUGUUCUAGUUCUCUGAACUUGUCAAGAACUAGCACUAUUACACAAGCUCUGGCCACUACUCCAGCUACCGUUAAUUCAGUCCAAAUACCGACUCCCAUCAGAUUGCCUACUGUCACUGCUGUGGGUUCUGUGCUACCGAAUUCAUGCGUCACUAUGGCCGGUCAAAGAGGUCCUACUGUGGUUACACCAACGGGUUUGAAAAUUACUCCUGUGCCAGGUAGUGCAGUUACAGGACGAGCAGCAUCUAUUGCAACUGUAGCACAACACUCUGGUGGAAUCAAUCCUUAUGGUGGUACCACAAUCAUUCGAAGUACAUGUCCCCCCAUUGCACCCAAGCAACAUAUUAUUACUGUUGCUGGCAAACAAGUAGUCUCUGCAGUUUCUGUUGGUUCAAAUAAUGUUCCAAUUGUUGCAAACAACUCUGGUGUAGUUACUUCUAAUCAAAAUCAAGUAGUGCAUAUUGUGAACAAAUCAACAGGAUUGAUUAAACCUAUUAAACUGGUUUCAACAACAACAACAACAUCGUCUCAAAGUGUCCCUAAAACUAUUACUGUUCAACAGGCGUCAGUUGGAACGGCUUCUGCACCCGUUCCAAAAGUGAUCAAGGCUAUUCCAGCAACAAUGCUUCAAAUGUCUCCAGCUGGGAAGCCUAUUUUAAUCGCUGGUGGUGGUGUUGCCCGUCCAGGUCAAACAACUGUUCAAGUGUCUGGUGCAGUUCACAGACCAGCCGGCGGACAACAAAUAGUUAUCAUGAGUCCAGGUAGUUCCUCAUCAGUUGGUGUGUCUUCAUCGUCUAAUUUAUACUUUUCUUCUGGAGGUACUACAGGUCAUCAAAUCAUCCGACAGGCUAAUCCAACACAAGUCACCUUAGUCCGACGUGAUCAGUAUGACGCAACGACACAUGCUAGUGGUGUUACUAGUAGUGGUUCAAACGAUGCAACUAAUGCUGCGCCAACCAUUCUCCAGACUAUUCCUCAAGUGGAUGGUACAACUGAUGAUAGUCAAGGUGGUGGUGUGGUCGGUAAGGCGAACAAUGUUAAUAAUGACGAUGACCAUGAUGGCGAUGCUGCAUCAGUUACUAAUACUACCGUGGAGUCGGGAGGAAAGGUUGAGCCGAAGGAAGAUGUAAAUAGUUUACAGAAUGCUGGUGAACAUUCCACGAACAAUGCAGUUGAUCCCAAUUCAAACUUACAUACAUCGCUAGCUUCAGAGGCUGCUGCUGAACUUCUUGCGGACAUUAGUGAAGAGAAUGGCAUUUCAAAAGAAUCUGAACAAGCAGUUCAACAUUCAAAUGAUAAUAAAUCAAACACAUCGCCUAUGAAAUCUCCUACUAAAUCGGAUGGUGAAAAGGCAACGGGAGGCGGUGAUUCUGUACCGUUUGGAGAUAGUGGUGUGGUUGUUAAAGAUGAGAAGGAGGGGAAUAAUACUCCUCUUACUGAUCCUUUAGAAACUUUGGCUUUAGUCGCAGCUCAUCGUAGUGGUAGUAGUGGUGGUGGUGACGAUCGUGGUGGUGGUGGCGGCGGCGGGGUGCAAACACCAACUCGUGUAUUGACGACGACAGGCUUACUAACUAAUUCUCAUCCCGUUAUGACAACUGCAGCGACCAGUGGUUCUUUGAUAAAUUCUGCAACACCGAAUGCAGUGAUAAGUCGAGGUGAUAGUUCAUGGCAUGAUGUCGGUGUUAUUAAAUCGACCAGUUGUACUGUAACAAUGUAUUCGGCGUGUACAAAUGAUGCUGGUGUGCACAUGGAAGCAAUCAGUGCCCUACAAGGUCCUCAUGGGAUUGGACCAAAUGGUUUAACUACACAAGGUCCUAAAUUUCAACUUGCUCCUGGUACAGCCUAUAAAUUUCGUGUUGCAGGACUGAACGCUUGUGGUCGUGGUCCGUGGUCAGAGAUUAGUGCAUUCAAAACAUGCCUACCAGGUUAUCCAGGUGCACCAACUGCUAUAAAAAUAACCAAGUCUGAUAGUGGUGCACACUUAACCUGGGAAGCACCACAGAAUACAACGGGUAAAAUUGCUGAAUAUUCCGUUUAUUUAGCUGUCAAAGCACAAGCUGCUGGGCAAGAUAAUACUACAGAAAAUAAGUUUGGUACAACACCAUCUGGUAUGGCAUUUGUACGAGUGUAUUGUGGUCAGUCGCCUUCAGCUACAGUGACUUCUGCAACAUUGGCCACUGCUCAUUUAGAUACAAGCUCAAAGCCUGCUGUAAUCUUCCGGAUAGCUGCACGAAAUGAAAAAGGCUAUGGACCGGCUACACAAGUCCGUUGGCUACAAGAUGUAACGACUACACCAGCAACGGCAGCGGCACCAGCAGCAUCAGUUGGCAGCACCACCACCAACAACAACACCACUCCACAACCUGUUAGUACUGCCGCCCAAGUAACAAGCGCCACUGCCUCACAACAACUUCCUAAACGGAAUUUAAGUUUAGGAGCAUCACAGGAAGGAGGUUCCACAACACCAGUGAAACGAUUAAAAUCAGAAGAACAGUCAUAACUACUAUUUUAUUCUAAUCUAUUUUUUAUUUUAUUUUAUUUUACUCAUGUAUUUACACUCACAAACAUACAUGCAUUCACACAAUCAUCGGUCUCUCUCUCUCUCCUUUCCCUUCCCUUGUAUUUGUAAUAUAGGGGGACAAUAUUGUUGUCCCCUUCUCUCUUGUACUUAUUAAAUCCACCCCUCCCUGCAGGCCCCACUUAGUCUCCGUCAUAUUUGCAUUUCUCACUUACUUACAGUUGUUGUUUUAUUGGUCAUAUUAUUUUGUAUCGCUUGUUGUUAGGCUACUUAAUUGCAUAGGCAUCCUCGUACUCUACAUGGGCACACACACACGGGGUGGGGCUCACAUGGUCUGUUUGUGUAUGUGUGCUCACGAGGGGUUGUCUCUAUUGGCGUUUAUUCUCUAAUCUCUAUCUCAGAAUAUUAUUAUUAUUAUAGAUAAUCAUUUUGUUAUUAUUAUUGUAUUUGUUUUGUUUGUUUGUUUGUUCAAAAACGGUUUCAGCGAUUGUACAUAACCAAAUCUAUAGGAUUACUAUGUGUAUUGUUGACUUUAUAUGCCUAUUAUUACUGUUAUUAUUACUAAUAUUUUUGUCUUGAAUGUAAAUGUCUGUUGGCCUUCAUGCGCACCUACCCUCCUCCUUGUGUAGUUUAUUUCCUCAGGUCAGCAGACAAACAAACAAACAGUUUAUCAAUCUGAGAGAAGAUAGAAAAUGUUCUGUACACAUACACUAUUCAUUCAUUCGUCUUCUUCUUGUCGCUCGUGUAUUUUGUUUUAUUUUCUUGAGGAUACCGGCCUGCUGACACUGACUGUCUGUCUGUCUGAUGGAUUAUCUCUGUUAUUCAUCAGUCAAAUCUUUCAUUCAGUCUACUACAGAUUUUCUUCACUUUAUCUAUUCCCUAUAGACACACUCCUUCACUUGCUCACUCACUCACUCACUCGUAGUCAUCAUCAUUAUCUAACUCAAAUGUGUGCAUGUGUGUGUUUGUGUUUCUGUGUGAAUGGGAACUGGUAUGCUGUUGAAGUCGUGUUUCUUAAUUUAAAAAAAGGCAUUAUUACAUUGGGCGGCAAACAGAGUAAUGAGAGUCUCCGAGAUCAAUCCAAUGAACAAUCUAAUAUCAGCAUUGUCGUCAACAUCAUCAUCGCCGGCCUCUGUUAUUU